AUGUCGACUCCACUCCCCGGCGCUGUUCGCAUUGUCUCUGGCAACGUAUUGCCUCUCCCUGCUGGGUUCAAUGAGCCUAUCGUGAAGACUACGAAAGACACUGUUGAGACACUGCCGACAUAUGGAGGCCAAUACAGGCGGGCUUUCAUUGGAAAGCAUGCUUUCCCAGCUACCAAUGACGGCGAGCAUAUUGCUGACACUGACCCUGACGUACCGGUUGUGAACCCCGGCGGUGUCCGCAUCUAUUAUUUGGAUUUGUCUCCUGGAUUUGUCAGCCCCAUGCACCGCACUACGUCGGUUGACUACCUCACUGUCCAGAAGGGCAAGCCCAUCUUAGUCACACCUAAUGGUCCUUUCAAUGUCGUCGACGGUAAGGCAGACUACACUGAAACCAUCGAAACCGUCUGCAAUGAAGGAGAGACCGUUGUUCAGCGAGGCCAAUUUCACGCAUGGAAGAACGACACCGAGGAGUGGAUCCGUAUCCUCGUUGUAGCCAUUGAGGCCCAAACGCAAGAAGUCAAGGUUGGCGACGAGACCAAGAGGCUUGAGGAGAUUUGGCUGUAA
Messenger RNA from Clonostachys rhizophaga, 564 nucleotides. The record is from the annotation of a GenBank genome assembly. NCBI's taxonomy places the organism in Eukaryota, Fungi, Ascomycota, Sordariomycetes, Hypocreales, Bionectriaceae.